Molecule: messenger RNA, 3290 nt
Organism: Haliotis rubra (blacklip abalone)
Lineage: Eukaryota; Metazoa; Mollusca; Gastropoda; Lepetellida; Haliotidae
Product: WD repeat-containing and planar cell polarity effector protein fritz homolog
Biological process (GO): establishment of protein localization; nervous system development; cilium organization
Cellular component (GO): axonemal basal plate
Molecular function (GO): protein binding
Source: RefSeq, a predicted model, not a curated record
UACUUCCGAUUUGGAGCAGACAAGAUUCUGUCAGAAGUUUUCGUGAUUAGUUUUCGAGUUUCAAUGGUGACUUGUUUGAGUGAACUGUUUCUCUGGUCUUUGAAAAACCAUUACUCGAUACCAGAUGGAGCUAUUGGAUGCCAUGUCUAUCAUGAUAAAGGAGAACAAGUCAACUUGCUGGAGCAGCCAUACUACGAAGAGAAACUACAAUUUACUGAAGCAAGGGACAUGGUUUGGUCUCCUCGAAACAAGCGGCCAGAAAAAAUCAGGGACAAUUUAAAGGAGGUCGAGGACAUUCUGAGUCAGUUUAAAUGUGUUCAAGUCAGAUGGAAGAACAGAAGGGUGUUACAGUUGGUGUUGAGCAACUGCUGUGUCCUGACAUUUGUCCUGACCGGUCACUCGGGGGAUGUGGAGAAAAUCAUCAUCGAUAAAUCCAUGGUUGCCAAGUUUAACUCAGAUACUAUAUCUGAUGUGUAUCUAACUGACCAGUUCCUGGUUGCGUGUCACUAUGACUGCUGUAAGCUGGACUAUGCCCACUUCACCAAGAGGCCUCCCCUCACUGAGGCUGCCAAACGAAUUGACAAGUUGUCUACCUGGGAACCUAAGUCCAUCCAGCUGGACCUGCCUGGCCCCAAGGGAAGAAGACUGGAGAGACGCUUCUCUAGCAAUAUCCACAAUGAUUUGCUGUUGGUGUGGUGGUACAAGUCGAGUGAUGAGGCAUGGCCUUGGACUCCUAUGUCUGGGGAUAGAGAGCGGGCAAACCUUAUGGUAAUGUCCGUCAAUGGCCCCAAUCCAGAUGUGUUGACAUACACCAAGACAGAAUGUGACCCUGUACAUGCUGCAUUUAGUGCUAUCCAGCCUCACAAGAUCUACACUGUGGAACAAGCUCUGUCUUCCAAGGGUGACACAGUGGCACAGGCAUGCAUUUAUGAAGUAGUUCGAGGGAAGAUACAGAGAGUGUCAGUCACCAACAUUCCUCUUAAAGCUAGUGUCCUCUGUCAGUGCCGGAAUCCAUCGGAGGAUAAACUUCUUUUGGGAUGUAGUGACGCCUCUUUGGUGAUGUAUGAUGAGCACAGGAAACUCACCCAGUUUACACGGGCAGCAGUGUUGCCGUCGGUGAUGUCCUGGCACCCUGGGGGUACAGUUGUGUUUGUGGGGAGUGCAAGAGGAGAUGUACAGCUCUAUGACAUGGCACUCAACCCUUUAAGAAUAAGCCUUGUAUCAGAAGAACCAGGAUCAGAAAAAUAUCUAAGAAUUAACAGGUUCUUCAGGGGCCCAGUGACCUUAACCCACAUGGACUGGUGCCCCUUCAGCCCCCAGACAACAGACUGUGUCACAGAUUAUAUGGAUGCCUUGUUCCUCACAUUUGACAAGGGUCCGCCAGCUGUUUUGCUCUUCCACCUUGGCGUUGUGAGUCGGGAGAGAUUAUCUCCCCUUGAGCUGGUUAGAGAGUACCUCAAGCAUAAACAGAUUGAUGAGGCAGUGGGUGUGUUGUCCAGCCUCAACUGGGACACAGACGGUCACACGUGCUACUCCUGUCUGUCUACAAUAGUCAACAACCUACUGCGGAUGCCCCUCAAUGCUGACAGAGAAGCUCAGCUUGAAGCCACUCUUGGUACAUUCUAUGCUCCUAAACCUGCUAUAUCUGAAGUAACAAUACUGGAGUACAGAGACCCCAUCAGCAGACUAGCAAGACGAUUCUUUCAUUACUUACUGAGGUAUGCUCGAUUUGACAAGGCGUUCCUUUUAGCUGUUGAUAUCGGUGCCAGGGAUCUGUUUAUGGACAUCCACCAUAUGGCCCUAGACAAGGGGGAGACAGCUCUUGCAGAGGUGGCCAAGAGGAAGGCAGAACAGGUGGACUCUGAGUCACUUGAUUCCUUUGAUGGUUUGGAUGAGGAGCUGUCUUUAGAUGAUGGUUAUCACAAUGGUGACCACAAUCCUCAACAGGACCACGAGAAUCUCCUUGACCAGCUACCACGGUCACGGCAGCACCCGUGGCAGAGUGAAUACUACCGACAACAAGCAUCCUCCUCCUCCCGCUCCCACCGCUUCAUCGACACACAGCGACACAGGAACGGGUCUGUCAGAGGGUACCAGCCCCCUGAUGAAGAAUAUGAGAUUGAUGGCGAUCUCAUCCAUGACUACACAGCUGCUCUGAUGGACCAGCCUCCAAGGAGACAAGACCAAGGACACAGAGCAAGGAAUGAUCAUGAAGAAGAGGAAGAGGAGGGGAAUGUCAAGGUCAUACAUUUUGGAGUUGUGUAAAAGUGGAACAGACUUUGGGACACAAGGGCAAGAGAGUACAAGGAUUCAUCUGCUGGCUAAUAUUUGUCCUCUAGUUCUUACACAAUUUUCAGUGAAAUUUCCUAAAUUGAGUGAAAAAAUUACUAACUUAUGUUAUAAUGAUGACAUAUAUAACAGCUUCUGCAGAAGUGACAUGUAUUUCAUCAACAAACAGAAGAGGAUUUGAAAUUCUGUUAGCAAUAAUUCACUUAAAUCAAAAUGAUGCUCCUCUUGUACUCAGGAAUUUGAGUCCUUAUUUGUAACAUACACAUGAUAUACAUUAACUUUUGUACAUUGAACCGUCCAUUAUAAAGUUAUAUUUUUGUAACAUUAAGAGAUAUUCACACACUUUAAAACUUUAUAGGUGUUUUAUGGGUACAGAAAUUGUUAACCUUCUUUACUGUCCCAAUAUUUGCUUGUGACAUGUUGAAAUAAUGUCUACUGAUGGUCAAAAAUCUGUGAAAAAUCCUAAAUAUACAAUUGACAUACAAUGACAUUUACAAGAGAUGGGUCAGUUCUCUCUACACGAUGGGGAUAUUUAUGCCAUAUUUCUUCAUUAUUCAGUGUAGACAUUCAAUGUGAGUCUCAUCAAAAUCAGAUCUUUUACUUGGAUACAAUACCUCACCAGAAAGACAAGUUCUGAUUUCCGUGCCUUGAUUAUAGUAAGAGAAAUCUGCAUUAAGGCUGUGCUAUUAUAUGAAAUGAAGUGUACCACAAUCGUUAUGGAAAGAUGCCAUAUGAUAAGCCCAAGAAUCCACAUAUCCUUCAGAAUAUAUUGGUCAGGGGUUACUUGAUGUGUCCGCCAGUGGAGGCGUCUUCAGAUCUUCCUGGUAUCUCGUCAGUGUGAAAGAUCUGAUUCUAAUGAGACUGGUCAAUAAAGCAACAUUUUCAACAGGAAAAUAUGCCAUGUAUCUUUGCAUCGAACAAGUAGUCACAUUCUGCCCUGUGUAAAUACCUGCCAACAAGGUUGUAUGUAUAUUCUCAAUAAUAAAAUGUUUUGAUAAUAA